UUACGACGACAAGGACGGACGCCAUAGGUAAGUUUUAUCUUGUGCCGGCCAAGUCUUUUAUUCUCAUUGCCAUGGAGGUUCCAAAGUAUGAAGUACUUAACAGAUGAAAAAAAAAAACAGUCAAACUUUCUAACAUCCCAUUCUUCAAUCUCUUCUCCAUCAUCACAUGAUCGAGUGAUCGAUUGUAAACCCAGAUCGACGAGAAAAUGAAACGAGAAACCCAACAAGAAUCAUCUAAAGACAAAGACGGGGAAGAAAAGCAUGGCAUCUCGAACAAGUCUUAUUCACCUCCUCUCAGUCCUCUGGUAUUCCCCCAAACCCAUAACAAGCAGUCCUCAUCCACAUCUCCAUCUUCAUCACCACUACACGAUUCAUCUCCAACUCAUGAGGAAAUCUACCACACCAAUGAGUUCAGACUCACACCACCGGAAAAUCAGACCAACCACUCUCAGUUUGUGCCGCCGCCGCCGGCCGUGGUGGCCAAAGCCAAAGCCUCCCAAAAGGGGGUUGGUGCGCCAGAAGAGGCUCAAGAGGGAGGAGAGAAUAAGACAAGUUCGAGACCCUAUUCGUCGAUAUUGAAGAGGGAGAGAAGGCAAAACUUGGUGAGGAGGGCUAUGUUGGGGUUAAGGAUUUCUGGAUUUGUGUGUUGUUUGAUCUCUUUCUCGGUUAUGGCGGCCGACAAGAAGCAGGGUUGGGCUUCAGAUUCUUACUCUAACUACAAGGAAUUCAGGUAUUGCUUGGCAGUGAAUGUGCUAGGGUUUGUGUAUUCAGGGAUUCAGACGUAUGAUCUAGUAUACUAUUUCACCACCGGAAAACAUGUAGUGCAGCAUUAUCUGCGAUAUUACUUUGAUUUCUUGAUGGAUCAGAUUUUGACGUACCUUGUGAUAUCGGCAUCUUCAUCAGCUGCGACUCGGGUGGAAGAUUGGGAGUCGAAUUGGGGCAAAGACAAGUUUCCGGACAUGGCACGAGCAUCUGUGGCAUUGUCCUUCCUUGCCUUCUUUGCAUUUGCCUCUAGUUCCCUCAUCUCUGGUUACACCCUCUGUACUCUAAAAGCUAUGUAGAUAAUUAUCUACGUGCCACAGUUAACUUUCAAAUAUAUGGAUGAAAAUGGUAAUCUAGCAUCAUUCUUAUAUUCCAAUUUUGACAA
Messenger RNA from Argentina anserina (silverweed cinquefoil), 1147 nucleotides. Its product is annotated as CASP-like protein 4A3. The record is from RefSeq and is a predicted model, not a curated record. Lineage: Eukaryota; Viridiplantae; Streptophyta; Magnoliopsida; Rosales; Rosaceae. The coding region runs from base 207 to 1061 and encodes 284 amino acids. The transcript is spliced from 3 exons.